Molecule: messenger RNA, 231 nt
Organism: Ambispora gerdemannii
Lineage: Eukaryota; Fungi; Glomeromycota; Glomeromycetes; Archaeosporales; Ambisporaceae
Source: the annotation of a GenBank genome assembly
AUGAAUUAUUUUACGAAUUCAUCUCAAACUCUUCCGCUAAGAAUAUUUAUCUCUCAUGCACGACAAAGUCAACGUCAACAACAAUUGCUGUCACAGCAACCACAGCUACCGCCAGGCAAUCCAGACACAGUUCAAAUGAUAUUGCGAGGUACAUCAGAUAUCUUAAAUGGCAACGCUAAUCCAACAAACACAAAUGACAACAAUACUUUGGCUGCUUUUCUAUGCUUGUAA